Molecule: messenger RNA, 2412 nt
Organism: Plasmodium malariae
Lineage: Eukaryota; Apicomplexa; Aconoidasida; Haemosporida; Plasmodiidae
Product: conserved Plasmodium protein, unknown function
Exons: 1
Coding region: 1-2412 (803 amino acids)
Source: RefSeq, a predicted model, not a curated record
AUGGAAAACAGAGAAUGUGAAAUAAGGAUAUUGAACGGAACAAGUUGUGCGUUUUAUAGAUAUAUGCAUUCAGUUAAACAUGGUAUAUGGUUACUUAAUCCACCGGAAUGUUUAAAAGAUAAGAAGGAAGAGAAAUGCAUAGCUAAAUUUACAAAAACUAUGGGAAAUUUUUAUGGAAUUUUACAAUAUUGUGUUGUAAUAAAUAAUGAAGAAUAUAUUUUGAAUGCACGUUUUGAUAUUCCUUUAUUAGGCGAUAAUACGGCUUCUGCUGUCUUAGGCAUGAAUAUUAAGAAUGAUAAGAAACAGAUAUUGUCUCAACAAAACUAUUUUAUAGUAAAACAUAGUUUUGAUAACACAUAUAACAGUAAAUUUUAUAUAAACAUUUUAGAAACAGAUGAAGGGAGAAGAUUUAUAGAAUAUCACAAGAAAAAACUGAAAAAAGGAUUAUUAAAAAUACUACAUAUCAGAAGCAUAGAAGAAAAGGAAAAACUAAAAAGGAUAAAUUUGAGUAAUUCCAUGAAACACAAUGAUAAAAAAAAAAAAGGUGACAAUAAUAAUUAUAAUUUAAAUGAUAAUAAUAAUAAUAAUAGUACCAAUAAUAGUAAUAACAAUGAUGAUUAUGAGGAGGAGGAGGCACUGUUAAACGAUAAGCUGUUAUAUAGCACUUACAGAAAUGAAGACAUAAUGGAAAAUUUGCCAUUAAGCUUUAUAAUAAACAUAAAAAAUUAUGAAUGGAAAAAGAGAUUGAGGAAGGCACAUAAGUCUUUGUAUAUUAUAAUUAUAAAUUUCACUAGACAAACUUUAAAUUUGUCUGAUAGUAAAGGGAUAAAAUCAGCUGUAUUAACAGAAGGAAAUUGGGUAGAAUUGCCGAGUGAAAAAAUAUCCCCUUUACGUUGUAGCGAAUUUGGUUGUAACAGUGAUGGUAUGUUUUCAAGUAUCAACGGUUUUUGUAAAUAUAAUUUUAUGAACGAGUCAUGUUAUUUAAAUAUAUUUUGGGACAUCAAUAGUGUGAAUUCCAAAAUAAAAUGUAAUAUUAAGAAUACUUCUAAAUACACUAUUAUUAAAAAUGUGGAAAUUUUUAAUGAAUGUACAGCCGUAUUUCAUAUCUUAGAAUAUUACUAUUAUCCACCUAUUAAACUAUUAGAUUGUAGGGCUUUAACAGUUAAUAUUAUUAAUAAAUAUAGUAUUAAUAAAGAUAAUAUAGAUCCGAAUAUGAAUAUUAUUUAUCAGUGUAGUAUAAAUGUAAUAAGGCAAUUUUGUCUAUACCUUCAAAAUAAUGCAUCACAGGAAAAUAAUUCAAAUGAAGAUUUGAUAAACCCAGCUGACUUUAGAUCAAUGGAAUAUGAUUAUGAUGAGGAUGAUACAAGAGAUCAGAAAUGCUUCUCGAAUUUUUUGAAUUUUUUGAAAACUAAUAAUUCACUAUCCUUAUAUUCUAAUGCUGUAGAAGAAAUGAUAAAUAAGUCAUAUAAUAUGGACAAGGCAAAAAUGGCAGAUAAUUUAAUUAGUUUAAAAAAUAAUAGGAAAGUGCGUAAUAUAGAUAGUAAUGCCCUAAUUUAUCUAAAUCAUGAAGAUUUUAGAAGAAAUAUACAAGAUAAAAACUUUUAUUUGUUAAAAAAAAGAAAUGCUACAUCCAAUAGUUUGUGUAUAAGUAGGAAAAAUACUUUCACAAAUAUUAAUAUUACCGCAGCACGUAAUUUUUUUUGUUAUAUGCAUGGUAAUAAUUAUUCAAAUAAUAUUCCAAUAAAUUCCUAUUUGUAUAUAUCAUGGAACAUUGGAAAUAUAAUAUAUCGUAAUUUGUACAACUCUAGUGAAAAUAUUAUUAUAAAUGCCCACAGUUUAUUAAGUAGUCAUAAUAUUAAUGAUGAUGUUAUACUUAAAUUAAAGAUUGAUGAAAAUAACAGAAGAAUAUAUCCUUCUAAUUUAAUUCAUUCUUUAUUGAUGAACAUGCAAAGCGAUAUAUAUAUUAAUAAUGAGUAUGUUAUACUAGAUAUUAUAUUAAACAUAUUUCAUAUGUUAUGCACACAUUUAACACCCAUCAUUGAAAAAAUUUUAGAUUUAGAAUAUGGUAAUAGAUGGCUAGUAGAUAGUAAAAUCCCCAAAAGCAAUAUUUGGGAAAAAUCAAAAGGAAAAAAUGAAUUAGAUAUUGAAGGUAUUAUUCAUAUUAUUACUACAUUCUGGAUGGACGUUUUUGAAAAAAAAAUUAAAAAUAUAGAAAUUUUAGAUAAUUUACAAAAGGCCUCUAUCUUUUGGGCAAACCAAGAAAUAGAUCAAUUCGAUCAGGAUUUUGUAAAAAAAUUAAUUGAAUGCUCUUCUUUGCUUUUGAAAAUAUUUGGGGACUACAAUACGGCAAAGAGCAUUGAAAAGUUGUAUUAUAACAAGUACUCCAUCUUUAGUGAUAUUUGUGUGGACUGA